Molecule: messenger RNA, 732 nt
Organism: Triticum turgidum subsp. durum (durum wheat)
Lineage: Eukaryota; Viridiplantae; Streptophyta; Magnoliopsida; Poales; Poaceae
Source: the annotation of a GenBank genome assembly
AUGGCCGGACGAGAUGACCUGAAGCUGCUCGGCACAUGGCCAAGCCCGUUUGUUACCAGGGUGAAGCUGGCACUCGCCCUGAAGGGCCUGAGCUACGAGGACGUGGAGGAGGACCUGUACAAGAAGAGCGAGCUUCUCCUCAAGUCCAACCCGGUGCACAAGAAGAUACCAGUGCUCAUCCACAACGGCGCCCCGGUCUGCGAGUCCAUGAUCAUUCUGCAGUACAUCGACGAAGUGUUCGCCGGCACCGGCCCGUCCCUUCUCCCAGCGGACCCCUACGAGCGCGCCAUUGCUCGCUUCUGGAUGGCCUACGUUGACGACAAGCUGGUAGCCCCAUGGAGGCAGUGGUUGAGGGGCAAGACAGAGGAGGAGAAAUCCGAGGGAAAGAAGCAGGCGUUCGCGGCGGAGGAGAAAUCCGAGGGAAAGAAGCAGGCGUUCGCGGCGGUGGAGAUUCUUGAAGGGGCCCUGAGGGAAUGCUCCAAGGGAGGGGGCUUCUUCGGCGGCGACGGCCUCGGGCUCGUCGACGUUGCGCUGGGAGGCGUGCUGUCGUGGAUGAAGGUGACCGAGGUGUUGUCCGGUGACAAGAUCUUCGAUGCCGCCAAGACCCCGCUCCUGGCCGCAUGGGUGGAGCGCUUCAGCGAGCUCGACGCGGCCAAGGUGGCCCUGCCAGACGUGGGCAGGCUGCUUGAGUUCGCCAAGGCACGAGAGGCUGCCGCUGCACCGUCUAACUGA